Messenger RNA from Heteronotia binoei (common prickly gecko), 1742 nucleotides. RefSeq names its product TNF receptor superfamily member 13B (gene TNFRSF13B). Gene Ontology annotation, molecular function: protein binding. Lineage: Eukaryota; Metazoa; Chordata; Lepidosauria; Squamata; Gekkonidae. Gene Ontology annotation, cellular component: plasma membrane. The coding region runs from base 33 to 752 and encodes 239 amino acids. The transcript has 4 exons. The record is from RefSeq and is a predicted model, not a curated record.
CUCUUGGCUGGUACCUGUCCCAUCCACAGACCAUGCCCACCUGCCAGAAGAAAGAAUACUGGGAUAGGCUCUUGUAUAAAUGCAAGCCUUGCACGCUGGUGUGUCAGACAUCCAAGUUCAAGAGUUGCACUGAGGUCUGCAAGUCGAUGGAGUGCAGCAAGCGCACGGGUUUCUACUACGACAAGCUUAUCAGAACAUGCAUCAACUGCACCACCAUCUGCGGACAGCAUCCGUGGGAAUGCCGGCCUUUCUGCAGAAGUGGCCCCGCAACCUUACCUGCCCCGGCUGCUCUGGCGUGGAAGCUGGACAGCGCCUACGAUCAGCAGCUGGUGGUCUACCUGGUGCUGGGACUUUGUCUCUGCACUCUGCUCUUUUCCUUGCUGUUGACCUGGAUUUAUGUUAGAAAGCGGGGGGAAGAGGUGACCUGCCGUGCUGGAACCAUUACUUGUCACAAAAAGGGGGAUGACCCAAAAGAAUGCCUAAUGGAAGCAGGAAGUGUGGGAAGUGGAUCCAGCAGCAGCCAGACCCCGGAACCUGUCGAGACCUGCGGCUUCUGCUUUCCUGAACAAAGCCCUGCCGUUCAGGAAUCCUUAGCGGAUCACAGAGCUUACCAUCUUGGAGCCAGGGAGGAGACUGCUGUCACUGCUACUGGAAUGUGCUGCCCAGGGAUUGUGGGAACAACCCCUGCCCCCGAGGAUGGCCACUUCCAGAUAAUAUGCUCUCCCUCGCAAGAGAAGAUGCAGAUGACUUGAGGGGAACAAGAUUGGUAACCUGCCAGAAAUCUUCUCCCCCUUCACCUCAAACCACACUCCCAAGAAAGCUGCUCGAUGGUUUCAGAUUGUGCCUCGCUUGAAGAACCAGAUUACACAAAUCAUCAGAAAGCAGCAAUAACGAGAAGCGAUCUCUGUAUUUCAGGGCGCAAGUAGACAAUGACCAAUGUCUGAAUGCCCCUUCUCUCCUCGAGAAAAAGCUCCAGGGUUCAGAGUCUCAUCCCCUAUUGCACGAACAAUAAGGCCCCCCCACCCGACUCCCAUUUGUAGGCACACCUGCCAGGCAUUUUUCAAACAAAAGACAGAGAAACAAAGAAUUGAGCAGUACUAGAGAUAGCAAAAUAGUAUUUAUCUCCAUUUUCUAUUUUAUCUCCAUUUUCUAUUUCUUCUUGCUUUUUUUGCCCCCACUUAUCAAUUUAUGUUCCAGAAACAACUCCCCCCCCCAUGCCAAGCAACAUUCAGAAGUGGUUUGCUAUCACCUGUUUCUGUGUCACCACCCUGGCACUCCUUGGUGGUCUCCCAUCCAAAAUACUAGCCAGGGCUGACCCCGCUUAGCCUCUGAGAUCUCACGUGAUUCUGCAAGCCACUUAGCUCCUUAUUAAACUCCCGAGCCCAAAACGUCUUAGUUCCCACUACACGUUUUCCUCCCCACCUCACAAGGGGCAUCCAGCGGCACAUGGGGAUAAAAUAUGAAGAGUUCCCUGCACGUGGAAAGCCAACGCGUCAGAGAAAAAGGUUUCAGCUUAGACUUCCCCCUAUUAGUUUUAUCUUGACAUGUGAAUAUCCCUCAACGCUUCAGAAUCCUGAUUUACCCAUUGUUCUAGGAAGAGCCACAAUCCAAGGGGGAAAGACAAACUUUUUCUUCUCCCCUCCCCCGAAAAAAAAAAAAUUGCAAGCCGCUAAGAUAAUGCUGGCCUUUAAGACUAUGUCUGUACACAGGAUUAGAAAAAUAAAAAUAGCUGCUUUCUGCAA